Lizanozyma spartinae is the source of this 1893-nucleotide messenger RNA. RefSeq lists its product as uncharacterized. Bases 1 to 1893 code for a protein of 630 amino acids. Lineage: Eukaryota; Fungi; Ascomycota; Pichiomycetes; Serinales; Debaryomycetaceae. The transcript has a single exon. Gene Ontology annotation, cellular component: mitochondrial outer membrane. The record is from RefSeq and is a predicted model, not a curated record.
AUGGAUCUACUUUUCCCCGGACUCAAGGGAGCAAGGUCUACCCGAACACUUCGUCAGACCAUUGAUGUCAUUAAUACACAUAGUGUACUCUCUCAAAAGUUUCAGGGGGACUUUGAUGAGGUCAUAGAGAAGUUUAACCAUUUCCUCGCUGACGAUCUGACAAAAUGGAAUGGGAAUGUUGCUGAUGUCUAUUACGCUUUAGGGUUGGAUAACUUUCAUCUUUCCAAGGUCGCGCUGAUACCUGUUGCUGAAUUGUUCAAGCUAUAUGGUGAGGUGAUCUCCAGCGUUGAGAGGAAUAAUAAUCGAAACAGCCGUGAGGUUGAGAAGUUGUUGGAGGUUAUGGAUCUGUUGAUGGUGUUGAUACUCAGAUUGAAGGUUAGUAAUACAUACAUUCUACAAAGUUUGAUGUUAAAGAGUCAGCUCAUAUACUGGGAAGAUAUUCGUAACUCCACUCGUAACAAAUUGUUAUACACGGUUCAAACUAGUCCACUUAGAAUUUGGAAUUGGUUGAAAGUGGUCUACAGUCAUGUUGUACCCCAUGUUAACAAUUUUGGUACUGGAAUUAGAAACUGUCAGCUCCAUGAUCUUUCUACUGAUGUCUAUCAAGUGGGUUCGAUACUUGCUGAAGAAUUCCAUAAGGUGGUUCAUACUACAAAGCCCAUUGUAUCUAAAUUCGAAUUGUCUAAUUGGUCCAAUUGGGGCCAUUACCUAAAAGAAUUGAUAACCUUACCUAUUGCUAUUGUUGAUCUUGAGCUAACUUCGAAGGUUGAUCGUUUGAAUGGAAAUAUCAAGAACAAUUGUCAAAUUCUUAAUGACUAUUUUAUUCAUGAUGCAUCUAGCCAUACUUCAAAUGGUAGUGAAUCAUUAUUGAAACUUCUUAGCACCGAGACUAAUACAACAGAAACUGGUUUUGGACCUAACUCUAAAUAUGAUAUACUGUCCUCCUCGCCAAUAGUGGCAAUGUUCAAUGGUUAUCUUUCUCUCAUUGGUACUAUCGACUCGCAGUCUACUCCACCCCCUUCAUGGUUAACAAGACAUUGGCCUGUGGUAUUAGUGGCAUUAUUCUGGGGUCCUUCUACUAUUACUUCGGCUUACCAAAAUAGAUAUUAUAUCCUUGAAUGGAUCACGAAGAAUAUCGUUGACAGUGUUUACGGAUUCAUUACAAACUGGGUGGUGACUCCAAUCAAACAAAUGGUAGGUAUAUUACAGAAUGAUACCAAUGAUAUGAUAUCUAUUCUGUCAAAGGAAACCUUAGCUUCUGAUUUAGAUAGUUUGGAACGAAUGUUUAUUGAUUAUUUACAUGAUCAAGGAGAAGCUGUGAAUAUUAAUGAAGUUCAUCAAAUGGUUAAAAAUGGAGACAUGACAUUGAUUAUGAGUGAUUAUGAACAAAACAUUCGGUCUCCAUUACGUUCUAUGGUUAAGGGAACCUUGGUAAGAUCAUUACUCAUUCAAUUGCAAAAGACUAAAGUUGAUGGAGCAUUAGCCAUUAGUGGGAUUGAUAAAUUAAUCAAAUCACAACAAUUAGUGUUUGGAGUUGUUAGUAUUGCUCCUUCAAUGCUUAUUAUUUAUCAAGUAUGGAAUUGGUUAAGAAACAGUGAGUCCCGUAAGUUAAUCUUUGUUAACGGGAAACAAUUGAAUUUGGUUGUGGUUAAGUGUUUGAACAACAUAGAGAACUGUAUUUAUGAAGGUAAUGAUGGUGAAUUAUUUGUGGAAGUAAUGAAUUUGGUAUUACUUGAUAAUGGACAACCCAAUCAUUACAUUCCUAAAUUAUUACAACUGGAUUGGAUAACUGAUUUGACUGGACUCACCACAACAGAUAAAUACCCAACCAAACAGGAUAAAUUGCUUCUCAUGAAUAAGAUCUGGAAUGUUUAUGGUGGUUAUCUCCGGUAA